CCUAACUGCGUGGCUGUUGGAUUAAGACACUGCUGCAGCAUCAGAAGUGGUUUAAUCUAAGAGAAGCAACAGCAGAGAGUGACCUAGUGUCAGUCCUUUUAUUUUGACUGCAAAUACUUCUGGGCAUCAAGGAUACAUACAAGAGGAUACAAUAAUAAAAGGAAGGCAGAGCUUCUUUGACUGGAGCAGAGAGAUAAAUAAACACCAGACACAGCCAUUAUGACCCAGGGCAAGCUUUCAGUCGCGAACAAGGCUGCUGAAGCAGGAGAGAAGCAGUAUGGCACUUCAAGUGGAGAAGCAGGAGGGCCACCGGCCCCUCCCAGCUAUGAAGAGGCCACUGGCGCAGGUGAGAAAGCAGGGCUCAGCGGGGCUUAUCCUAGUGACGGGGAGAUGCUCACAGAAUUCAGCUGGAGUGAUAAAAACAUCCGGCGAAUCUUUAUCCGCAAGGUUUACUCCAUCUUGAUGAUCCAACUUCUUGUCACUCUUUCCAUAGUGGCUUUAUUCACGUUCUGUGAACCAGUGAAGAACUACAUUCAGUCCAACCCUGGAUGGUACUGGGCUUCUUAUGCUGUGUUCUUUGUCACAUACAUUACACUCGUCUGCUGUCCUGGACCAAGGAGACAGUUUCCAUGGAAUCUGAUCCUGCUCGCCGUCUUUACCCUCUCUCUCUCCUAUAUGACAGGGAUGCUAUCCAGUUAUUACAACACCAAGUCAGUGGUGAUGUGUCUGGGUAUUACUGCUAUGGUCUGUCUAACCGUCACUCUCGUCAGCUUCCAAACUAAGUUUGACGUGACAUCAUGCCAAGGCGUAUUGUUUACCUUCUGCAUGGUCAUGAUGGUGUCUGGACUGGUCUUGGCCAUCGCCCUGCCCUACGGAUAUGUGCCCUGGGUGCAUGGCGUCUAUGGUGCCUUGGGAGCAUUGCUGUUUACCAUGUUUUUGGCGUUUGACACCCAGCUACUGAUGGGGAACAAGCGCUACACAAUAAGUCCAGAGGAAUACGUCUUUGCCACUCUCAACAUCUACCUAGAUAUCAUCUACAUCUUCUCCUUCUUCCUCUCACUGUUUGGAACAGAGAGGACAAACUGAAUCCAACUCCAGGCCACCAUCUCAGCUCACCAUCUAAACAGGACCCGUAUUCAUAGUCUCAAACUGCAUUUACACAUGUAGCCAAAUUCUGAUAAUUUUUUCACUAAUUGGUAUUUUGACCAAUCAUAUCAGCUCUGAAAAAUAUCUGAUGUGAAAAGAUCUGAU
Coregonus clupeaformis (lake whitefish) is the source of this 1251-nucleotide messenger RNA. Its product is annotated as protein lifeguard 2. The record is from RefSeq and is a predicted model, not a curated record. Gene Ontology annotation, biological process: negative regulation of apoptotic signaling pathway. Gene Ontology annotation, cellular component: endoplasmic reticulum; membrane; Golgi apparatus. NCBI's taxonomy places the organism in Eukaryota, Metazoa, Chordata, Actinopteri, Salmoniformes, Salmonidae. The coding region runs from base 220 to 1086 and encodes 288 amino acids. The transcript has 12 exons.